GUGGCGUUGCUAUGGCAACGCAGUUGCCCCAGCUAUGUCUCUGCAACCCGCCCAUUCAUCACGAGUGUUCAUGGAACUGGUUCCCUGGGCUGACCCGGGCCGGGAAAACAACCCGAUCUCGACUUUAGAGGGGCAGCCGGUCGGCUGCCGCCCCCACACCGCGCAGGGCCACCCUGGAGUCCGCGAGGUCCACGUGAGCGGCGUGGCCGAGGUGUCCGCCAGCCCCGACAGGGCUCUGGUGGUCGUGCGGGUGAGCAGCACCAAAGAGGCGGCCGCUGAGACCAAGAAGAGCGUGUGCCGCCGCCUGGACUACAUCACGCAGAGCCUCCAGCAGCAAGGGCUGCAGGCAGAGAACGUAACUGUGACGAAGGACAUUAGAAGAGUAGAAAAUGCGUAUCACAUGGAAGCCGAGGUCUGCAUUACAUUUACUGAAUUUGGAAAAAUGCAAAAUAUUUGUAACUUUCUGGUUGAAAAGCUAGAUAGCUCUGUUGUCAUCAGCCCACCUGAGUUCUUUCACACUCCAGGUUCUGUUGAGAAUCUUCGGCGGCAAGCCUGUCUUACUGCUGUUGAGAAUGCAUGGCGCAAAGCUCAAGAGGUCUGUGGUCUCGUUGGCCAAACUCUGGGGAAACCUCUACUAAUCAAAGAAGAAGAAACAAAAGAAUGGGAAGGCCAAAUUGAUAAUCAUCACUUAUCCAGACUCCCAGGCUCAUUAACUGUGCAACAGAAAAUCAAAAGUGCAACGAUACAUGCAGCUUCAAAAGUGUUUAUUACUUUUGAGGUAAAAGGGAAAGAGAAGAAAAAAAAAGCAGCUUUAAAGUUAUAACUAAAACAUACUGUAUAUGUAUUUUUAAUCUGUUUUUAUACAUUUUAUAGUGCUUAUUUCUAUCCUAAACAUAUGUGUUGCAUGGUAUACUGAUUCUCUGUAAAUAUCUGCCACCUUUUGAACAUAAUCCCACGGAAUACUUAUGUUCACUCUCUAGUUUCCAAAACACUCUAGGAAAUACUGUGAGAAAUAAAUGUAGUAAAACAUACUUUUAUAUACUGAGAAUUUAUAUAUUGAAAAUAAAAAUUUUAAAAAUUACUAAUGUUGAAUUUUUAUUUCCAAAAACAGGUAAGUUGUUUGUCUAGUUGUACAGAAAUGUAGAAUCUGAGCUGCAUAUAAUGAAAAAAACCUUUGUUCGUGUUCCAUUAAAAAAGUGAAUGUUUUCCAUUCAUCACAGUCUAUUUGUUUCUUCUUUUAAAUAAAACAUUUCAUC
Molecule: messenger RNA, 1256 nt
Organism: Acomys russatus (golden spiny mouse)
Lineage: Eukaryota; Metazoa; Chordata; Mammalia; Rodentia; Muridae
Gene: Irak1bp1
Product: interleukin 1 receptor associated kinase 1 binding protein 1
Exons: 4
Coding region: 35-823 (262 amino acids)
Biological process (GO): immune response; canonical NF-kappaB signal transduction
Source: RefSeq, a predicted model, not a curated record